AUGGUUAUGGACGAUUCCCACCCAGCGAGCGGAGAGCAUUCCGGCGAGGAAUCCUCGUCGCACAAGCUGAAUGACCACACUUCGGCGAGGCUGGGAGAAGAAGGUAAUGCGGGCGUGCAGAACCUCUACGGAUCUGACUCUGAUUCGGGAUUGAAUGUCGCUCUCAAACAAGCGUUUCUCGCGCUCUCGAAUCUUCUCACACACCUUUUGGCGGACAGGUUGCAAAAAGCAGAUGGAAACCCUCAUCUUCACAGCCAGCUGGAGGCUCCAGCUGCUUACAAUAGCAGCCCCAACCCCACCUUGUCUGCUCCAACGCUUGGAGAGGAAGAUCACGUCUCUCACAGGCAACUGAAAAGAAAGCACAAGCAGAGGCAGCAGCAGCAGCAGCAGCAGCAGGAACAGACUGCAGUGGAGGCGCAAGACCAGAAAACACAGCAGCAGCAGCAGCAGCAGCAGCAGCAGCAGCAGCAGCAGCAGCAGCAGCAGCAGCAGCAGCAGCAGCAGCAGCAGCAGCAGCAGCAGCAGCAGCAGCAGCAGCAGCAGCAGCAGCAGCAGCAGCAGCAGCAGCAGCAGCAGCAGAAGCAGAAGCAGCAGCAGCAGCAGCAGCAGCAGCGACAGCAGCAGCAGCAGCAGCAGCAUCAGCAGCAGCAGCAGCAGCAGCAGCAGCAGCAGCAGCAGCAGCAGCAGCAGCAGCAGCAACAGCAACAGCAACAGCAACAACAACAGCAACAGCAACAGCAGCAGUGUAGGCAGCAGAAACGCAAGUCCCCACCUCUCUCUACUCCUUUCCCCAAAUACCGCGGAGUGAGGCAGAGAAAGACAGGCCACUGGGUGGCAGAAAUAGAGGACACAGCUAACAAUGUGCGCAAGUGGCUCGGAACAUUUUCCACUCCUGAAGCUGCUGCCCGCGCAUUCGACCAAGCUGCCCGGGAGCUCCGCGGGCCCCGCGCAAAGACGAAUUUUCCGCUGCCCGAGGAGCAGGCAGGCAGUGGUGGGGAGAGGGAUUAUGACAGGGAGAGGGCUAAUGAUGAAAAAGUGGGUGGGAUGUGCAGUGGUGGUGAGGGUGGGGAAGGGUCGUCGUGCCCUAGAAAUGAUGCUCCUGUAUGGGAAGGGUCCUGCAAUGUCAGCAUGAAUGGGGCAGAAUCAAAAGAGCCAUAUUCUGCGAGGAGUGUGGAUGGGAAGGAGCAGGAUAAGCGGGACCAGGAGGAGGACCGAGAAGAAGCCGAGGAGGGGAGUGCGAAGGGGAUUGGGAAGGGCAAUGAUGGAGGGGAGGAUGGAAGGGAGGAUGGAAGGGAGGGCGAGGAUCAUUUUGCAUGUGGAUACUUCAUGAAUCUGAUUUCAAGCGAAAGUGUGUGUGCGAAUGCAGGGAACACAUGCAUGAUGGCUCUCGACUCAAGAGAGAGUGCAUGUGUGGCUGCAGGAGAUCCCAACAGAGCAGCAUGGGGAUGUGCAUUCGCAGAACCUGCUUACCCUUCUCCUGCCAGCUAUAAGUUCACGGCUCAUGGCUCCCAGCUUGCUGCCCCUGUUGCUCCGGAGAUCGCUAGUGGGAGGCGUUUGCUGCAAGAGCAGGAGUUGGUGAUGGGGGGAGCGGGAGAUCUAGCAGCGUUGAUUGGGGAUGGAGGAGAGCCUUUGGUGCUUGGGGAUACUCUGGUGGAUACACGGGUCACGGCGGGGACAAGCAAUCUGGCAGUGCUGAUUGGGAACACCCCUGAUGGUUCGGUGAUGGCAGAUGAGGCAGAUGGAGAGCGCUUGCUGCGCGGGGAUGCUCGGGAAGAGGGAGCGGUAGCGGGAGGAGCAAGCAACCUCGCAGUGCUGAUUGGGGAUGCUCUGGAAAUCACAGAGGUUGAGCGUUUGGUGCUUGAAAAUGCUUUGGGAGAGGCACGGAUCGCGGGAGGAGCAAGAAAUCUGGCAGCGUUGAUUGGAGGAGAUGGAGCACUGAUCGCAAGAGGAGUAGAUGAUCGGGCAGAGCUGAUUGGAGACGAGCAUGAGCUACGAUCCGAGAGGAUGCCGCUACCCUCAGAUGGGUUUGGGUGUGCCGGUGACAGGAAGCCGGCAGGGCAGUCCAGAGAGACAGGGGAGGAAGGGGAGCGUUGCGAGAAUUCAAUGAAGAAAGAAGAGGAAGGGAUGCAAGAGGAUGCAGAGGAGUGGAAUGUGGUGCUGAGUCACAUGCAGGAGGUUGCUGCUACUGCAUCCUCAGAGUCGGGCAAUGAUGGGAUGGACACUUGGAUAUUGGAGGACAUAAUGCCCCUUGAUGGAUGA
This is a messenger RNA of Closterium sp. Yama58-4, 2259 nucleotides long. NCBI's taxonomy places the organism in Eukaryota, Viridiplantae, Streptophyta, Zygnematophyceae, Desmidiales, Closteriaceae. The record is from the annotation of a GenBank genome assembly.